This is a messenger RNA of Arabis nemorensis, 717 nucleotides long. NCBI's taxonomy places the organism in Eukaryota, Viridiplantae, Streptophyta, Magnoliopsida, Brassicales, Brassicaceae. The record is from the annotation of a GenBank genome assembly.
AUGGAAGAGUUGGGUUCUAUUUGGUUUUACCAAGAGAGUAUGGAUGAAUUAAGACAAAAGCUUCAAUACAGUUCCUUCGAACUCGAAGCUGUGAGAUCAAAAGCUAAUGAAGAAUCAAAACUUCACCAAGAAGAAGUGAAGAACCUUCUUCAUCUUCUCAAACUCGCUCGUCAAGAGAGAGACGAAGCUAAAGACCAAUUACAGAGACUCCUCACGAUCAAAGCUAAUUCUAGUAUCACCGAGUCAAACUCGCACGGGUCAUCACCGGUCGACUCGUUCUUCGAACCGGUUUCGUCUCCUGAAUUAUCCAAUUUCAACAUCGUACCGGAACCGGUUCACCAAAUCAAAUUCAGGAACCGACCCGUUAACCGGAUCUGUAAUUCUCAGCAGCAGAGACCGGUUAAGAUUGAUCCAGUGGAAGCUCUAAUGGAUGAGAUUAUCAAAGGAAAACCUUUACCGGUAAAGGGUAAGCUUCUUCAGACAGUUAUGGAAUCUGGACCGUUGCUUCAGACACUUCUUGUCGCCGGUCCACUUCCACGGUGGCGCAAUCCUCCGCCGCUUCAGCAGAGUUUCAGAGUUCCGGCGAUCUCAAACUCUUAUGCUAUCUUGAAAAGUUGUUCGACGAAGACGACCACGUCAAUGCUCAAUUUCAGAGGUUGCUCUGUUCCAGGAAUUGCUACUGGACUUGAAGUUGCUAAGAGACAAAGAUUUCAUUAG